GAAAAAACAAAACUUGGGCCUAACCCAUUCAGUGGGCGACCGAAUCGGCCGACUUAUGAUGGAAUUCAUUUAAAUUCCAAAGGCCUCAUACACAUAAUGGGCCAUGGCUUUAAAAGCCCAGUUAAUAUAUCAAGAGAAAGAAACAGGGGCCUUAAUUUAUAGACAAGUUUCAAGGAAGUAUCUCUCCCACUAAACGAUGUGGGAUGUGCACUUAUAACGCCGACUUGUUACUUUUUCAUGGGUCCGGUCCAAGUAAACCACUCGGCCCAAUUCGGUUAACUGGCAACAUAUAUAGUUUUAAUAAAAGACACUUCCUAAGCAAGGAUAUGAAACAUCAAUAUAUAAGAAGCUUACACAAACAGAUCGUUUUCGAAACUUGUAAUGUGUCGAUGAAGCAAAGAGACUAAUAGUCAGAGAGACGAUCAGACGAAGGAAGAAGAUGACAAGCAAAGACGAAUUUUCCCGAGAUCGAGCUGCGAUUCGCUGUGCUAGAGCUACGAUGCUUCUCUAUUCGCUGACAUCGUCCCGCACAAUCGAUACCGCCGGCGAGAAGCAGGAGAAAGGAGAAACGCGCAGAGAAAUAGAGGAUCUGAAGAGAAAGCUUACCAUGGAGAAGAAAAAGAUGAAUCGGAUUAAGCUUUGCGGAUUGAUGGAACUGCUUCUUCUCGUCGUUUUGUCAUCUUCCUUGAAUGCUUUCAACUGAACAUAAUGCUCAUUCCUGAGUCCUGAGUAUUCUUUCAAACUCAGAGCAGCCUGAAUCUGAGCUUUUCUCAGUUCCUCAUCAUGCUUGGCUUUGACCUCUGGAGAUCUCAUUCUUAUUGCAAUCAUCUUCUUGUAACAUCAUGCUCAUUCCUGACUCUUGUUAUCAGAGGCUUCAUACUCCUAUCGAACCAUCAAAUUGGAGUGUUCAGUUUCAGCCUAAUUCUGAGCUUUGCUUCAGUUUUCUCAUCGUGAUUGGCUUUGUGAUUUAACUCCCUUCUUUUCAUGUUCUGAGAACAAGCAGCUUUAUCACCUUAUUAGCUAGUUAGAAUUCUGGUAAGUCAAAGAAAUGGGACUUUGAUUCAGAUAUCUGCAUCUUCUGCUACUAAACCUAUAAUUAAGUACAAAACUUAUAAAACUCCUUCUAACAAAUGUAUAAGCUUAUUCAUGCUC
This is a messenger RNA of Arabidopsis lyrata subsp. lyrata, 1152 nucleotides long. RefSeq lists its product as uncharacterized. The transcript has 3 exons. The record is from RefSeq and is a predicted model, not a curated record. The coding region runs from base 440 to 703 and encodes 87 amino acids. NCBI's taxonomy places the organism in Eukaryota, Viridiplantae, Streptophyta, Magnoliopsida, Brassicales, Brassicaceae.